Messenger RNA from Ilyonectria robusta, 1734 nucleotides. Its product is annotated as amidase signature domain-containing protein. Bases 1 to 1734 code for a protein of 577 amino acids. The transcript is spliced from 3 exons. Lineage: Eukaryota; Fungi; Ascomycota; Sordariomycetes; Hypocreales; Nectriaceae. The record is from RefSeq and is a predicted model, not a curated record.
AUGUUGUCCCGUCUGUCGCUGGCCGCGCUCCUCGUGGGCCAGGCCCUGGCGAAGAAGAUCUCUGUGCCCUACACGGAGACGAACCUGAUCCCGCUCCAGCAGAAUGCCGGCUCCGACGACCUCUUCCCCAUGGGCGAUUGCUUCGGCUUCAAACUGCAUGAGGCCACCAUCACUGAGAUGCAGGAGGCCAUGCGCCUCGGUCACCUCACCUCGACCCAGCUGGUGACCUGCUACCUCGUCCGAACCUACCAGACGCAAGAGUACAUUGACUCCGUCCUGCAGUUCAACCCCGAUGUCUUUGCCAUUGCCGCCGAGCGUGAUGCCGAGCGAUGCAAGGGCAAGGUCCGCGGUCCUCUCCACGGCAUCCCCUUCACCGUCAAGGACAACAUCGCCACCAAGGACAACAUGGAGACCACGGCCGGCAGCUGGGCCCUCCUCGGCAACAUCGUGCCCCGCGACGCCCACGUCGUCAAGAAGCUCCGCGAGGCCGGCGCCGUCCUGCUCGGAAAGGCCGCGCUCAGCGAGUGGGCUGAUAUGCGCACCAACUACUACUCCGAGGGCUACUCCGGCCGUGGUGGCCAGGUUCGCAGCGCUUACAACCUGACUGUCAACCCCGGUGGCAGCAGCUCCGGCAGCGGUGUUGGUGUCUCUGCUAACGCGAUUGCUUUCUCUCUCGGCACUGAGACUGACGGUAGUGUCAUCAACCCGGCCAUGCGAAAUGCCCUCGUCGGCAUCAAGCCCACUGUUGGCCUGACCUCCCGUGCUGGUGUCAUCCCCGAGAGUGAGCACCAGGACACAGUCGGCGCCUUUGCCCGAACCGUCAAGGAUGCUACGCUGGUCCUCGACGCCAUCUACGGCGUUGACACCCGCGACAACUACACCCUCGCCCAGAAGCACAAGACUCCCAAGGGCGGAUACGCCCAGUUCCUCACUGACAAGAGCGCCCUGAAGGGAGCCACCUUUGGCAUUCCCUGGAAGAGCUUCUGGGUCUACGCCGACGACGACCAGCUGACGCAGCUGUUCGGGCUCCUCGACCUCAUCAAGUCCGCCGGUGCUACCAUCAUCAACGGCACUGAGAUCACCAACUACGAGACCCUCGUCAGCCCCGACGGCUGGAACUGGGAUUACGGCAGCACCCGUGGUUUCGCCAACGAGUCCGAGUACACCUACAUCAAGGUCGACUUUUACAACAACAUCAAGAAGUACCUGUCCGAGGUCAAGAACACCAAGGUCAAGGAUCUCGAGGCCAUUGUUCAGUUCAACAAGGACAACGACGGCAGCGAGGGUGGCUACCCCUACGCCGACGGCGUCGGUCACCCAGCCUUCCUCUCCGGCCAGGACGGAUUCCUUGCCUCGCUCGAAACAAAGGGUGUGAUGGACGAGAAGUACUUCCAGGCACUGGAGUUCUGCCAGACCGGGUGCCGCAAUGGAAUCAACGAUGCCCUCACCCACAAAGGCAAGAAGCUCUCCGGUCUCCUUGUUCCCCCGGAUGUUGCCCAGGCCCCCCAGAUCGCCGCUCAGGCUGGUUACCCCAUGAUCACCGUCCCCGCCGGUAUCCACGCCGAGUCCGGCAUGCCCUUUGGCCUCGCCAUCAUGCAGACGGCCUUCGCCGAACACAAGCUCGUCAAGUGGGCCAGCGCCAUCGAGGACCUCCAGAAGACCUCCAACACCCCGUACAAGCGUCAGCUCCCCAAGUGGAAGGGUUACCUGGAGCGAAACAUCCCCGUCAUCUAG